AGCGCUCGGAUCACCACGCCUGCAGCCUCCGACGCCCGGGAAAGAUUCGCAUUAUGGGCAGGCAGUGGCAAUUCGCUGGGAAAGCAUCUCGCGAUCCUUCCCACUUCACCCCCUCCCGUCCCUCCCGUCCCUCCCUCCUCGCGCUGGCGCGUCUGCGUGUUGCAGGCGCCGCAGCCGCGGGGUGGCCCCAACGGCCGAGGGGUAGCUUUAGACAUUAGACUCGUGCCUGGCCCCGCGCCGCCCCGGGGAGGGGCCCGCCCGAGGCCCGGGGCGCGCGAGCACACGGGUCGCACCCGGGGGGGUAUCGGCGGCGAGCCCCCCCGGGGGGGGGAGGUCCUCGGGGCCGAUCGCAGGGGACGCCCGAGAGGCGGCCAGACUGCAGUGAGACAGCCCCGCGGCGCGGCCGGGGGAGCCGAUUUGCGCGGCGCGGGCCCGGGGCGCGGCGCAUGCGCGCGUGUGAGACAGCCCCUCCAGGCGACGCCUGGGCAAAGGGACUUGCCGCUGGCUUCCUGCGCACCAGCUACCCUGCGCAGACGAGCAGAACUAGGGCAAGAGAGACCACCAGAGGAGGGAGGAGGGGCAGGAGGAGGAGGAGGAGGCCCUCGGCACUGACUGAGAGGAUGAGCAAAAAAAAGCUGGAGGCCGAUUCACCGCCGCCCGGGGCACCUUUGUCCCUCGAGCGGUCUGGUGCCUCCCUGGCCCUGGAGGACAAGGGCAGCCGCGCGCCCUGGCGGGCUACUCGUCGUCCCCCUCCCC
Messenger RNA from Prorocentrum cordatum, 756 nucleotides. The record is from the annotation of a GenBank genome assembly. Lineage: Eukaryota; Dinophyceae; Prorocentrales; Prorocentraceae.